Molecule: messenger RNA, 483 nt
Organism: Bipolaris victoriae FI3
Lineage: Eukaryota; Fungi; Ascomycota; Dothideomycetes; Pleosporales; Pleosporaceae
Exons: 3
Coding region: 1-483 (160 amino acids)
Biological process (GO): melanin metabolic process
Molecular function (GO): scytalone dehydratase activity
Source: RefSeq, a predicted model, not a curated record
AUGUCCCCACCACUUAAGCUUUCCUUCAACGAUGAGCAGCGGCUCCGCGAGGUCACAUUUACAUGGACUAAAGCUUGGGAUACAAAGGAUCUAGCUGCAUUCUUGUCAAUUGCGGCACCUAAAGUGAUUGCAGACUAUACUGAAUUAUUCUCUGGUGGUCACGUCGUUCAAACUGAUCCAGAAACACUCUUCAAAGGUCUUUUCAACGAGUUCAGCUUAGGCCAUCCUAAUUUAAAAACACAACAUCUCCUUGGCGCCGCAAGAUUCACGCGCAUCGACGGAUCAAAAGCCAUAGGCGAGUGGCAAGUGAGAGCCAAUCAUGUGAAAAAACAUCAAGAUGGGCAAUUGUCAAUCUGGGAUUCGAGCGCGUAUGCGAAGCUCACUUACGUCAUCGUUAACGGCGAAUGGAAGCUUCACGCUUGGAAGCCUCAUUCUGUAUCAUGCGAGAUUGGGUCAUAUAAGGAAACAAUCGCGAAGUUGUAG